Arxiozyma heterogenica is the source of this 411-nucleotide messenger RNA. It is a transcript of the gene PGA2, whose product is annotated as Pga2p. Bases 1 to 411 code for a protein of 136 amino acids. Lineage: Eukaryota; Fungi; Ascomycota; Saccharomycetes; Saccharomycetales; Saccharomycetaceae. The record is from RefSeq and is a predicted model, not a curated record. Gene Ontology annotation, biological process: protein transport. The transcript has a single exon.
AUGGAUUUAUUAGAAAAUAUUAAACACAGAGCUAUUGCAAGAAUUCAAUCAAUUGAUCAUAAACAGUUUUUUAGAUUGGUUAUCAUCAUUGGUGGGUAUAUAUUGCUUAGACGUCUUGCUCAAAGAGAAUUGGCUAAAGGACAAUUAGCUAAUCAGAUUAAAGCAGACCAAAAGAGAAAGAAAAAUCAGUUGAUGGAAGGUACAGAUGAGUUAUACAAUGAUGGAAAACAUGAUAAAGAACCAACUGCAUUCGGAUGGGGUAAUAAAACAAGAUACAGAGUCAAGAAACAACAAGAAAUGUUGGGACAAGCUAUUGAUAAUUUAAAGAAAAGGCAACAACAGCAACAACAGUACUCUACAGCAUAUAAUGAUGAUAGUGAUGAAGAUAUUGCUGAUUUGUUAGAAGAUUAG